UACAUCAAAAGAAGAAGCAAACCUGUUCAUACAUAGACACCUCCUAUAUAAUAGAUUUGAUUUGGAGCUCUUCACUCCCGGUGACCUAGAAAGAGAAUGCACAGAAGAACUUUGUAAUUAUGAGGAAGCCAGAGAGAUUUUUGUGGAUGAAGAUAAAACGAAGAAAUUUUGGCAAGAAUAUUCAGUUAGAGGACCGACCACAAAAUCAGAUGCUAACAGAGAGAAAAUCGACGUUAUGGGCCUUCUGACUGGAUUAAUUGCUGCAGGAGUAUUUUUGGUUAUUUUGGGAUUAGCUGGUUACUAUCUUUGUAUCACCAAGUGUCACAGGCAACAGUAUCCAGGUUCUUCAGACACCUACGUAAGAAGGGGCAGACACACUCCUUCCAUCAUCUUCAGAAGACCAGAGGAGGCUGUCUUGUAUCCAUCGCCACCUUCAUUGGAAGAUACAGGAUUACCUUCUUAUGAACAGGCAGUGGCAUUGACCAGAAAACAGAGUGUUUCACCACCACCACCUUAUCCUGGGCCAGCAAAUGAUUUUAGGGUAUUUAAAAAGUCUAUGUCACUCCCAUCUCACUAAGCCCUCAUUGUCUUGGUGAUAUAGGACAUUCACAUUAUUUAAGUGGUUCUUUUCCCUGAACCAAAAAAGACAGGUCAGUUCAGCUGUGUAGGACAAACUGUAGGGAGUAAGGAGAAAUGAGCGUGUGUUCUGGAGUUCUGUCAGCAUCUCUGACCUCAAUUGGAUAAUCAGCUGGAUAAGGAAUUUUGUAUCCUUGCAGUGAAGAGAGCAUUGUUCUGUUCAAAAGAAUGUUAUGGAUGUCACAGCUAAAACUGGUGAACCUUCUGUAUCCUUUGUACAGAAAAGGUUGUAGAUUUGUUGUUGUUGUGUUAGUUGCUCAGUUAUGUCCCACUUUUUGCUACCUAUGGACUGUAGUCUGCCAGGCUUCUCUGUCCAUGGAAUUCUUCAGGCAAGAAUACUGGAGUGGGUAACCAUUCCCUUCUCCAGGGGUUCUUCCAGAUCCAGGGAUCAACCCAGGGUCUCCUGCAUUGCAGGCAGAUUCUUUCCUGUCUGAGCCACCAGGAAAGCCCCAUAGAUUUAUUGUAUUGAAUACUAAAAA
Molecule: messenger RNA, 1115 nt
Organism: Odocoileus virginianus texanus
Lineage: Eukaryota; Metazoa; Chordata; Mammalia; Artiodactyla; Cervidae
Source: RefSeq, a predicted model, not a curated record